Molecule: messenger RNA, 6958 nt
Organism: Castor canadensis (American beaver)
Lineage: Eukaryota; Metazoa; Chordata; Mammalia; Rodentia; Castoridae
Gene: Nsd3
Product: nuclear receptor binding SET domain protein 3
Cellular component (GO): nucleus
Molecular function (GO): histone methyltransferase activity
Source: RefSeq, a predicted model, not a curated record
GGGUGGGGGGGCUUUGUGCGCGGCGGCGGGAGCGGCGGCAGCGGCGGCGGGAGCGGGCGGCGGCACGGAGGCGUAGGCUGAGGGGACUGUGCGCUGGGAGCCGCGGAGAGGCGUGCGAAUUCCAAGCGGAGCCCCGAGGACCCUGCUACCCCGCCGGGCCGCCGGGCCGCCAGCCACAAGCUUCUCUCCGGCACCAGCGACUGCGCGGCGACCCCCGUCCAGCCGCCUUUCCUUCUCACCCCACCGCCCGCAGCCUUCCUCCUCCCCGCAGCGCGCCCGGCCCGGCCCGGCCCGGCCGUGGCCCUCCUCGGUGCCGGCCGCCAUGGCAGAGGCGCCAGGCGCGGGGAAAAUCUAGUUCGGGGAUUUCAUGCGGCCUAGCUUGGUUCCGUCUCCUCCCCCCGCGGCUCCGGCAGCUGCCCGCACCCCAGCCCUACUUCGGGCCUCCGUGUCUCUCCUGUGAUCGCACUGACACGGCCGGGGGGUUAGAAUGGAACAGACUGAAGGCCCGAUGAGAGAAAGGGAAAGUUGAGGAUGCUGGAGCAGAACAAUGGAUUUCUCUUUCUCUUUCAUGCAAGGGAUCAUGGGAAACACAAUUCAGCAACCACCUCAACUCAUUGACUCCGCCAACAUCCGCCAGGAGGAUGCCUUUGAUAACAACAGUGACAUUGUUGAAGAUGGUGGCCAGACACCAUAUGAAGCUACCUUGCAGCAGGGCUUUCAGUACCCACCUACAACAGAAGACCUUCCUCCACUCACAAAUGGCUACCCACCAUCAAUCAGCAUGUAUGAAACUCAAACCAAAUACCAGUCAUAUAAUCAGUAUCCCAAUGGGUCAGCCAAUGGCUUUGGUGCAGUUAGAAACUUUAGCCCCACUGACUAUUAUCAUUCAGAGAUUCCAAACACAAGACCACAUGAAAUUCUGGAAAAACCUUCCCCUCCACAGCCACCACCUCCUCCUUCAGUACCACAAACUGUGAUUCCAAAGAAGACUGGCUCACCUGAAAUUAAACUAAAAAUAACCAAAACUAUCCAGAAUGGCAGGGAAUUGUUUGAGUCUUCCCUUUGUGGAGACCUUUUAAAUGAAGUACAGGCAAGUGAGCACACAAAGUCAAAACAUGAAAGCAGGAAAGAAAAGAGGAAAAAAAGCAACAGGCAUGACUCAUCUAGAUCUGAAGAGCGCAAGUCUCACAAAAUCCCCAAAUUAGAACCAGAGGAACAAAAUACACCAAAUGAGAGGGUGGAUAUUGCACCAGAAAAACCAAGAGAAGAGCCAGCACUCAAAGAGGCCACCCUGGUUCAGCCAAUACUAACUUCUGUUCCAACAACAGAAGUGUCCACUGGUGUCAAGUUCCAGGUUGGUGAUCUUGUUUGGUCCAAGGUGGGAACCUAUCCGUGGUGGCCUUGUAUGGUUUCAAGUGAUCCCCAGCUUGAUGUCCAUACCAAAAUUAACACAAGAGGUGCCCGGGAAUAUCAUGUCCAGUUUUUUAGCAACCAGCCAGAGAGGGCAUGGGUUCAUGAAAAGCGGGUACGGGAGUACAAAGGCCAUAAACAAUAUGAAGAAUUACUGGCUGAAGCAACCAAACAGGCCUGCAAUCACUCUGAAAAGCAAAAGAUCCGGAAGCCCCGCCCUCAGAGAGAACGUGCCCAGUGGGAUAUUGGCAUUGCUCAUGCAGAGAAAGCAUUGAAAAUGACUCGAGAAGAAAGAAUAGAACAGUACACUUUCAUUUAUAUUGACAAGCAGCCUGAAGAGGCUUUAUCCCAAGCAAAAAAGAAUGUUGCCUCUAAGACUGAAGUUAAAAAAACCCGAAGACCAAGAUCUGUGCUGAAUACUCAACCAGAACAGACCAAUACAGGGGAGGUGGCCUCCUCACAAUCAAGUACUGAAAUUCGGAGACAGAGCCAGAGGCGACACACAAGCACGGAAGAGGAAGAACCACCUCCUGUUAAAAUAGCCUGGAAAACAGCAGCCGCGAGGAAAUCCUUACCAGCUUCCAUUACAAUGCACAAAGGGAGCCUGGAUUUGCAGAAAUGUAAUAUGUCUCCAGUUGUGAAAAUUGAACAAGUGUUUGCUCUUCAGAAUGCAACAGGAGAUGGGAAAUUUAUUGAUCAAUUUGUUUAUUCGACAAAGGGAAUUGGUAACAAAACAGAAAUAAGUGUCAGGGGGCAAGACAGGCUUAUAAUCUCUUCACCAAACCAGAGAAGUGAAAAGCCAACGCAGAAUACAUCAUCUUCUGAAGCAACAUCUGGUCCUACAGGCUCAGUAGAAAAGAAGCAACAGAGAAGAUCAAUUAGGACUCGAUCUGAAUCAGAGAAAUCCACUGAAGUUGUGCCAAAGAAGAAGAUCAAAAAGGAGCAGGUUGAAACAGUUCCUCAGGCUGCAGUGAAGACUGGAUUACAGAAAGGUGCCAGCGAGAUUUCAGAUUCCUGUAAACCUCUAAAGAAAAGGAGUCGCGCCUCAACUGAUGUAGAAAUGGCUAGUUCUGCAUACAGAGACACAUCUGACUCCGAUUCUAGAGGACUGAGUGACCUGCAGGUAGGCUUUGGAAAACAAGUAGAUAGCCCUUCAGCUACCGCAGAUGCAGAUGUUUCUGAUGUACAGUCUAUGGAUUCAAGUUUGUCCCGAAGAGGCAUCGGAAUGAGUAAGAAGGACACUGUGUGUCAGAUCUGUGAAAGCUCUGGUGACUCUCUGACUCCUUGUGAGGGGGAGUGCUGCAGAAACUUUCACCUGGAGUGCCUGGGUUUGACAUCAGUCCCCGAUGGGAAGUUCAUCUGCACGGAGUGUAAAACCGGGCAACACCCAUGUUUUUCAUGUAAGGUGUCUGGUAAAGAUGUGAAGCGUUGUUCUGUUGGAACAUGUGGAAAAUUUUAUCAUGAAGCCUGUGUCCGUAAAUUCCCUACUACCAUCUUUGAGUCAAAAGGAUUCCGCUGUCCCCAGCACUGCUGCUCUGCCUGCUCUAUGGAGAAAGAUAUCCACAAAGCAAGCAAAGGACGCAUGGUGAGAUGCUUGAGAUGUCCCGCCGCCUAUCACUCUACUGAUGCUUGCAUUGCUGCUGGAAGCGUAUCUGUGUCCUCCUACGCUCUGAUCUGUAGUAAUCAUUCCAAACGGAGCAGUAGUUCUGCCGCUGUUAAUGUAGGCUUUUGUUUCGUUUGUGCCAGAGGGCUGAUAGUUCAGGACCAUUCAGACCCCAUGUUCAGUUCAUAUGCCUAUAAGUCCCACUACCUACUGAAUGAAUCAAAUCGUGCUGAGUUGAUGAAAUUACCUAUGAUUCCUUCUUCGUCAGCUUCCAAAAAGAAAUGUGAGAAAGGUGGAAGACUGCUCUGCUGUGAGUCGUGCCCAGCUUCCUUUCACCCGGAAUGUCUGAGCAUAGACAUGCCAGAAGGCUGCUGGAAUUGCAAUGACUGUAAAGCUGGCAAGAAACUGCAUUACAAGCAGAUUGUGUGGGUCAAAUUGGGAAAUUACAGAUGGUGGCCAGCAGAGAUCUGCAGCCCCAGGUCUGUGCCACUGAAUGUCCAGGGCCUGAAACAUGGCGUGGGGGACUUCCCUGUGUUCUUCUUUGGCUCUCAUGACUACUAUUGGGUGCACCAGGGCAGAGUGUUCCCUUAUGUGGAAGGAGAUAAAAGUUUUGCUGAGGGACAGACUAGUAUUAACAAAACCUUCAAGAAAGCACUGGAAGAAGCUGCAAAACGUUUCCAGGAAUUGAAAGCACAAAAAGAAAGUAAAGAAGCACUAGAGAUUGAAAAAAAUUCAAGAAAACCUCCUCCUUACAAACACAUCAAAGCUAACAAAGUAAUAGGAAAGGUUCAGAUUCAGGUUGCUGACCUGUCAGAGAUUCCCCGCUGUAACUGCAAGCCUGCUGAUGAAAACCCUUGCGGCUUGGAAUCAGAGUGUCUGAACAGAAUGCUGCAAUAUGAGUGUCACCCUCAGGUGUGUCCUGCUGGAGAUCGCUGUCAGAACCAGUGCUUCACAAAGAGGCUCUACCCAGAUGCAGAAAUCAUCAAAACGGAGCGAAGAGGCUGGGGCCUCAGGACCAAAAGGAGCAUUAAGAAGGGCGAAUUUGUAAAUGAAUAUGUUGGUGAAUUAAUUGAUGAAGAAGAAUGCAGACUGCGAAUCAAGCGAGCCCACGAGAACAGUGUAACUAAUUUUUAUAUGUUAACUGUUACCAAGGACCGUAUAAUUGAUGCUGGCCCAAAAGGAAAUUACUCUCGUUUUAUGAACCACAGUUGCAAUCCAAACUGUGAAACACAGAAGUGGACAGUGAAUGGAGAUGUUCGAGUUGGACUUUUUGCUCUUUGUGAUAUACCUGCAGGGAUGGAGUUAACAUUUAAUUAUAACUUGGAUUGUCUGGGCAAUGGCAGAACGGAGUGCCACUGUGGAGCAGAUAACUGCAGUGGUUUUCUAGGAGUGCGGCCAAAGUCGGCAUGUGCCUCAACAGUUGAAGAAAAGGCAAAAAAUUCUAAAUUAAAGCAGAAGAGACGAAAAAUCAAAACAGAACCAAAGCAGACACAUGAAGAUUCCUGUUUUCAAUGUGGCGAUGGUGGAGAGCUGGUCAUGUGUGACAAAAAGGACUGUCCCAAAGCAUACCACCUCCUAUGCCUUAACCUGACUCAGCCACCAUAUGGGAAGUGGGAGUGCCCGUGGCAUCAGUGCAACGAGUGCAGCAGUGCAGCCAUUUCCUUCUGUGAGUUCUGUCCACAUUCAUUUUGUAAAGAUCAUGGAAAGGGGGCUCUUGUUCCCUCUGCACUGGAAGGCCGUCUCUGCUGCUCUGAACAUGACCCCUUAUCUCCUGUGUCAUCAGAAUACUGGAGCAAGAUCAAAUGUAAAUGGGAAUCACAGGUUCAUGGAGAAGCAGCAAAAGAAUAAAUGGGUGGUCAUUUCCUCCCCUCUUUAUUUAAGAAAAUGAAAAGAAGCAAGUAGAUAAUGCAUUCAAAAAGAAGAGACUCCAUAAUGCAUCCAGCCUUUGCCAUCGGAACUGCCUUCCUUAAGCAAAAUGGGAAACCAGUUCACAGGAAACCAGUUCACAAAGGCAGAAGCAGUUGGUGGUGUCUGACUUUUCUGUUUUGUUUUGUUGGUUUGGGGGUUCUUUUGUCAAGGGUUAAAUUCCCUUGACCUUUUCUUGCCUUUUAUUGUGCUUCAAACCCUUCGCAACUGGGAAAAGAGAUGUCUUUGCUUUUAAAGUAAGAACAAAGAGAAAAGAAAGUUUUGUUAAUGAGAUCAGUUAAAGUCUAAGAUAUGUUCCUUGGUUGUAUAAAGCAAAAGUAACCAUCAUUCCUUUAUUUAUUUUCACUUUUAGGGAUUUCAAGAAGUGUAGUUAAGAUAGUCUAAAUAGUGUGUGCGUGUGUGCGUGCAUUUCCAGUAGGAAUUGGAGGAAGCCCUCUGAAAGAGGGUGUGACCACUUUUAUAUACCUCUUUACUGAGCAGUCUGUAGGCUAACUUCUCUUUCCCUUCCACAUGUCUUUCAUAGUUUUAGAGAAGGGCUCUCUGCAAGUAUUAAAUCUGGCCUCUUGGAAACAAACACCUCAGUGGUUUUUACCUCUGUGGUCUUAAACUAGGUGGGCUUUGUGAUGUGGUAACUUUACCUUGAAAGAUAUAUGAUGAUUUUUGUUGAGGAGGAAAAAAGGAAUGGAUGCACUCAUCGAUUUUGAAAUGUUUGUUGACAAUGAACUUUUCUGAUGUUGUGCAUUUAUGUAAACAUGAAUACUCAGGCAGAAUGUCACUCCUGUCCUCCUGACACUUGUGAAGGCAGCUAAAGGGAGAUGCAAGGCACAAACCAAAAGUUGGAUCAUAUAAGCACCACUUGUUUUUUUGUCCAAUUUAAUGUAGACAUUGGUCUGACUUAAACUUAGGGCAUUUCAUUUUCUGUCUCUGUUUCCCUCUCCUAAUCUAACAUUUUUCCUUUGUCCACUUUACCAGUUAUGUUUCCUGGUAAAGCUAUACAAGUGAAUUUUAACUGUGUUAGAAUCCACCUUUUUGGUUGAGUUUCUAGUUGGGAAGAGGGGGCAAAAGCAGUAGGGGCAUCCCCAAAUAUAAAGUUUCUAUUUAGUAUUACCCAAUACUUAAAAUUGCCUCCAUUUAGUAAGGGGAAGAAUUUCUAUUUUUACAGGGUAUAUAAGCGCCACGCAAACACUUCAUCUUAGGAAACACAUGAGGAAAGCUCCCAAGAAAGUCAGUGUUAGCAAAAAUGGUUGACUGAGAUGUUUGAAUCUUACAGAUGCAAAUAUACCAGAUGUCUGCCCACAAAAACUCUCUUGCAUUUAAUGCUUAGGAAUAUGUGUAUUGUUCUAUGAAAUCAUUAGUAAUGUCAGACAUUAUUAUAACACAAGACUAAAUAGAAGUCUAGGGUUAGCGUGAAUGAAUGUUAACUUUCUCUGUGAAUUUCACUUCUUACAGAUGCUGGUACCUGGUAGCAUUUAUUUUCCCUUAAGAAGUACCUAGUAAUCUUAUGAACAUUGGGAAGGUAGAUGCUGUACCACAUUCCUUCAGUUGUCUUAUGUGUGUUCGUUCCAUUUUCUUAUCAAUUUAGAGCUCUUCUCUGGAAAGAGCUAUUUUGUGCCUCUUUUUUGUAUAAAAAAUGUGCAAUUAUACUGGAUUUUCUCUUGUAAAAGAAAAAUAAACAGUAACAGCACUACACUCCCUCUACUUAGCUCCUAAACUGCCAUUUGCCUGACUACAGUAAUCAAUUCUGGGGUGACUUAUUGGUCCUCCAGUAAUUCUGUUGAUUAGAUAUGAUCCCAAAAGAGAGCAAAAUAGAAAAUGCUACAUGCUACCAAGUCUAAUUGCUACAAGUAAUGUGAAAUACGGCUCGUGAAAACACUAGACUUUGCUCUUGAGCAAUUAUACAGUUUGAUGUUCUUUUAAAAAAUAAUUUAAGAAAAUCUAACGUUUAUCAUACUAAAUUCUUAUUUUAUAUAGAUUUAUGAUAAAUUAUGGUUUUUUAAACUUAUUAACUAAGAAUUUUCA